Messenger RNA from Cadophora gregata, 429 nucleotides. RefSeq names its product Sorting nexin-3 (gene SNX3). Bases 1 to 429 code for a protein of 142 amino acids. Gene Ontology annotation, cellular component: retromer complex; early endosome membrane. The transcript is spliced from 3 exons. Gene Ontology annotation, molecular function: phosphatidylinositol-3-phosphate binding. The record is from RefSeq and is a predicted model, not a curated record. Lineage: Eukaryota; Fungi; Ascomycota; Leotiomycetes; Helotiales; Ploettnerulaceae. Gene Ontology annotation, biological process: late endosome to Golgi transport; endocytic recycling.
AUGCAGGCAAUGCCCGAUUCACGCACGCAGAGCUUCGAGGAGAUUUAUGGCCCACCAGAGAACUUCCUAGAGAUAGAGGUCAAGAAUCCACGAACACACGGUAUGGGCCGUAGCAUGUACACCGACUACGAGAUCGUAUGCCGUACAAAUAUCCCAGCUUUCAAGCUCCGCCACAGCAAUGUCCGCAGGCGCUACUCUGACUUCGAAUAUUUCCGCGACAUCCUGGAGAGAGAAUCUGCCCGUGUGACCAUUCCUCCUCUGCCCGGUAAGGUCUUUACCAACCGGUUCAGCGAUGAUGUGAUCGAGCACAGGAGGGAAGGUUUGCAGCGGUUCUUGCAAAUUGUUGUGGGCCAUCCACUCUUGCAGACUGGUAGCAAAGUUCUGGCAGGCUUUGUUCAAGACCCUAAUUGGGACCGUAACGCAUGGUGA